Messenger RNA from Lodderomyces oxycetoniae, 912 nucleotides. Its product is annotated as mitochondrial 37S ribosomal protein PET123. Lineage: Eukaryota; Fungi; Ascomycota; Pichiomycetes; Serinales; Debaryomycetaceae. Bases 1 to 912 code for a protein of 303 amino acids. The transcript has a single exon. The record is from RefSeq and is a predicted model, not a curated record.
AUGGGGAAGGGGGUAUUGAAAUAUGGUGGUAAGUCGGGUAUUUUGCCAAAGAAAAUAAACAUUUUCACCAGACCGAUACGCCCUAUGAAUGAAUGGGAGAAACAACGGAAAGAGGAGGCAAAAGAGAGCGGUUAUGCGCCUGGUGUACCAACCCCGAUUAUCAACAAAGUGCAGCUUCCACGCCAGCAUCCGCCACGGAAGGUUAUUACAGUUCAAGAACGUAUUGCAGCGAUCAAGUACCCGCCAAUGUCAUUACAAGAAAUGAAUUCAUUACCGGAAGCAGAAAGGGAUGCUCAAAAAAGGGCAUACUACAGAGCAGAGUUUUUGAAAGAAGCAUACUUGGAGGAGGAAAAACGGUUAGAGAAGAUUGACCAAAUGAAGAAGAAGAUUCAUGAGCAAGACUUGGAGAGGCAGCAAAAAGAAGAGAGUGAUCAUAAAGCAAGCGUCAUUUCAUCAUUACCAACAAUACAAAAAAUCUUGGAGGAUGGAUUGGUCAGGCAAAGAACGCAAGAUGAGAAAGCGUUGUUGAAAGAGGAGAGGAAGUUGAAUAUGCGUUCUAAGGAAUUGCACGAAAAGGAGGAAAAAUUUCAGAAAUUGUUGGAAUUGUACCAAGCAUCUGGGAAAUUUAUAACCAGUGAAGAACAACUCGAAGAAGCGAUUUACAGAGCGUUUGAGGUGGAUGUAGACAAGUUUGAAACCAGCCAAACUAUUGUGGAUAGUAAGCUAUUCUCGGAUAACGCAAGCUAUUUGGUUGGAGAAGCUAAUGAACAGAAGAUAGCCGAUGCUGUAUUAGGAGAGAUAAAUGGGAAACCCGGUUUGGAACAAGUAAAGGAUGUUUUGAGUGGAGCUAGAGAGAAGGUGAAAAGAGAAGCACAUAUAAAUCUUAGGAGCUCAAUGAAUCCUACAAACUAG